UAUGAGCUUCCUUCAUGUUCACUAAUAAUCUUAUCACUAAUCAACUGAUGAGUCCUAACAUUCUAAUAAAUUGAACUUUCUUCAAAUUCAAAACGUUGACAUCAGAGAAUAUAAAAAAAAAUGGAUGCUACACUUCAACUCCAUUCCUAAUUUUAAAGCCUUAGAAGGGAUGUAUUAUUAGCUUCAACAAGCUAAGACUAUGGAUCACAGAGAAAAAAAUGAGGAAAUUUUACUUCAGUGUAUUCUAAUAAGUGUUCAAGCCCCUCUAAGUUUAAAACUUGUAUAUUUUAUAACUAUAAACAGUCUGAUGAAUAAUGGUAGUUAGUUAGUGAAUUGAUGCCAACCUUUAGGACUCCUUAAGAAUUUUAGUAAAUGAGCCUAUAAUUUCUACCUUAAUCAGCUUAUAACAAUCCAUGGACUGAAUAAGAAGAUCAAUAAUUGCUUGAAAUUAUAUUGUAAUUUGUUUUUUCUAUAAUUUAGGUCAUUUUUAAAAUAAAAGAAAGGCAAUAAAUGGAGUAAAAUAGCUAAAGAACUAAAUGAUGUAUGUUAGAAUAAAUUCAUGAGAACACCUAAAUAAUGUAGAGAAAGAUGGGGCAAUAAGUUAGAUCCAUCUAUUAAUCGGUAAUUGAUAUUUUUAUAUUUUUAGUGAAGAAUGGAGUGAUGCAGAAGAUCUUUAUUUCUUAUAAUUACUCCUUUAACAUGGGCGUAGAUGGGCAGAGAUUGCUAUUCGACUUUCAGCUGUAACAGAAAGCAAGAAGAGAACAGAAUUUGCUUUGAAACAUCGUUACAAAAAAACGAUUCUUUGUUCAAGUAUUUAAAGUAAAAUUGUUUAAAAAUAUGAUUUUAGACUCUAAAUAAUAUCUUGGACAUAAUUAUUCCGUGUCUUCUGAAUGGAAUUCUAAGGAAGCCAAUAAAAUAAUUGCCAAGAUUUCUUAAUUAGAAAAGGCAAUCGAACCUUAGAGAUCCAAUUUAUAUAAUUAUUAACCUUUAAAAAAAUAGCUUAAACUUAAUGACUCAAGUAGAUUAGUCCUAAUAAGAGGAUCAAGUAAGGAGGAAAUAGAUUUAUCUAAACUUUUUCAUUAGAUGAAUCUAAUGUUUCUUCCUGCUUCGAAGGGUCAAGUUUGAGU
Molecule: messenger RNA, 1127 nt
Organism: Paramecium pentaurelia
Lineage: Eukaryota; Ciliophora; Oligohymenophorea; Peniculida; Parameciidae
Source: the annotation of a GenBank genome assembly